GCGUUCGGCGAUCUUGUCGCCGAAAGUCUUGAAGGAAACGGAUGGAUUGUCGAGAAACAGCCUAUCGACAACGGCACUUCACGAUUCAACAUUCUGGCUACCCGUAAACCUUUGAAAGAAACAACACCUCGAAUUCUGUUCAACACCCAUCUCGAUACCGUUCCUCCCUACAUUCCACCCACGGAAGACGACUCGCACAUCUACGGUCGCGGGUCGAAUGACGCAAAAGGGCAACUGGCGUGUAUGGUCUCAGCUGCCCAGGCUCUGGUGAGGUCUCAUCCGGACGUUGCAGAUCAACUGGCGCUUCUCUUCGUCGUUGGGGAAGAAGUCGAUCAUGUAGGAAUGAUGGUCACUCUGCGAUGCAAAGGUGUAGCGGGCCAUUCCGGGUAUCCAUCCGAAGGGGAAAGUGCAAUCCACAAAUUGGUGCCCAUCCUGAGCGACAUUCUCAACUUUAGUUGGCCAAGUGAUCCUGAAUUUGGAGCAACCACUGUCAACAUUGGCCUCGUCGAGGGAGGGCAAGCUUUGAACGCAUUGGGGCUGAGAGCGCUUCGGCGAAGAUCUUCCUGCGA
Ostertagia ostertagi is the source of this 569-nucleotide messenger RNA. Lineage: Eukaryota; Metazoa; Nematoda; Chromadorea; Rhabditida; Trichostrongylidae. The record is from the annotation of a GenBank genome assembly.